CAAUGAGACGCCAUUCUGGGACGGGUGAAGCGGAGUCGCUGGGGUAUAAAAGCGCCACGCAAACUCGGUGGCAGCAUCGACCUUCCGUCCAGACCUCUAGCCAUGGCCUCCAAGAUCGUCAUCGUCCUCUGCUUCGCGCUGUUCGCAGCUGCUGUGGCGAAGAGCCGCUACAACGAUGACCAGUUGGACGAAAUCAACAGCCGCAUCGCCAAGUGCCUGCAGCCCCUGCCUGCCGUGCCCAAGGGAGGCAUUUACCGUCCGAGCGACGACUGCCGCUUCCGUGCGGGGAUUACUCCAAUCAACGAGCAGAGGGCGACCAAGGAGAGCGUCAUCAACCCGAUCAUCGAGUGCCUGUCCAAGGCCGGCAUCCAGGAUGGAGCAGCCUUCGAGACGGCCAAGCAAUGCCUCAAGACACAGCUGUCGAGGCCUCUUUGAGGGGACGCGUCAAUUCUGUGCCCGCGUCUAAUUUCUCCAAAAUAAACAGCCUGCAAUUAAAUGGGCUAACUAAACUGAAACGUAA
Messenger RNA from Thrips palmi, 520 nucleotides. RefSeq lists its product as uncharacterized. The transcript is spliced from 3 exons. NCBI's taxonomy places the organism in Eukaryota, Metazoa, Arthropoda, Insecta, Thysanoptera, Thripidae. The record is from RefSeq and is a predicted model, not a curated record. Bases 103 to 435 code for a protein of 110 amino acids.